AUGCAAUAGGAUUUUAUGAUCUAGAUUUAAAACUUAUAAUAGAAUAUCAAUAUAAAAGAGGCAAUAACAACAAUUACAGAAUUAACCAUAUUUGGUGAUUAAAAUAAUUAAGACAUUUUUGAGUAUGAAUUUCAAGAUUAGAUAGUAUUUUUAUUGAAUAGAAAAUAAUUGAUGAAUUUCUUAGGAUUCUUAAAAAAACAAAUGAAUCAGAUGUUAUAAUUACUAUAUUAUCAUCUGUUUCCAUGUUAUUGUAACCAAAUCAAAUUUAUAUGAUGUAGUACUAAUAUCAAUAAAAAUAUAAUUGUUCUCCUAUCCUUACCUUAAUUGAACGAAUUCAUCAUAUUUGAUUAUAAUUUGAAAAAAGAAGAAAUCCCAGAUUACUACAUCAAUUUUAUUAAAAUUAUCUCUAAUAAACUAAAUGCUAACAAUAUCAAUUUAUUCUUUAAUUCUGUAAGUAUAUAUAUAAUUAAACACAUAUAGAAAUAUUGCUAGUUCCCAUUAUUGCUUUACUCAUAAAACUUUUACAAUUCAAAAGAUAAUUUAACUAGAAUAUAUGCCAGACAUUUACUAUUACAUAUUUUGAAAAUCACUAAAGAAUCUAAAUUAAGUCAUAUUCUAAUAAAGUACUUGCAAUGUUAUCCUUUUUUACAAGUUCUAUCAAAUCAUGUGUAAUUCAUGAAGGAUUUGUUCUUAAAUACUAAAGAGAAGAAUGAUGAUUUUGAUGAAGAACUUAAACUUAUGGAUCAUUUCUUUAAAGAUGUUUCUAAAAUAAUUCCUGAAUUGUAAUAAGUAAUAGCUUCCAUAUUUUUAAGAUUUUAGAUAAUUUAUUCAUGUAGAUCUUAAUCUUACCAUAUUAUAAGUAACUACCAAAUAUAUAAGAGGAUUAAAAGAAUUAAUGUUUUAAUAUUAUCUUACACUUUUUAUAAAAUGAUAUUUAUAUUAGUGAAAGAUUGUCUCUUGCAAUAUUUACAUUGAUGUUUUCACAUGAAAUUCCUUAAUUUCAGAUAUUUGAAAUUGAAGUAAAUUACUUACCAGUUUAAGAUACUGAUUUAAAAGAUAUUUGUUCUAAUUUCUUUUCAAAUUCAUAAGGUAUAUAAGAAUCACGUUUUAUGAUAUUGGAAAAAUUAAAUUAUACUCUAUCAUUUAUUCCAUAUUUAACAAGUUAUUAUUCAAAAACUAACCCAAAAUAAAUAUUAUUUGAUGAAUUAUUGAAAAAUGAUAUUAUUUCUAAUUUAACAAUGAUCUGUAAAAUGUAUUAGAAUAAGUAGUUACAAUAUAAUAUAUAUAAUAUUUAUGCUUAAUUGAAUUGUUUAAAUGAAAGUAAUUAUUAAUAAGUUUUGAAUAUAAUACUUAUUUUAAUGAUGAAUAAACAUAUUUAUUAAAUGACUUCAUCUUAAAAAGUAAUGUUCCUUAUUAAUUUAAUUAAUAUUAUGAUAAAUGAAUAAGAGAAAGGAUUAAAUACAAUUGAAAAUUGUAAAAUAAGUAUUCAAAUAGUCAAAGAAUUAAUUUCAAAUUAUGAGAAGAGAUUUAUGAUUGCCUUAUUGAGAUGUAAAAUAUUAAAAUAAAUGGAAAUUCACUUUGUCAAUUCAGAAAUCAUUUAUUAUAAAUACUUUCUUAAAAUUUAAUAAUGUAUUGAAGAUGAAAACAUAUAAAUAUUUAAAAAUAAACCAGAAACACAUUAAAUAAUAAGAUUUUUGAUGGUUUUAAAUGUAAUAUUUGAAUAGGGAUGGCUAAAAAAUCCAUUUUAGAAAAUUAAUUAUAAUUUAGUUUUUGAACUAAAGUCAUAUAAAAAUGGAUAGAUUAAAUUAAUUAAUUGUUAAAUAAUUAUAGAUGAUAAUACUUAUGAUAUAGAAGAAUUAGAAAUAAAGUAUGAUUAAGUUGAAAAUAAAGUGAUCAUUGUAAAUUUAUUUGAUGAUAAUGAAAAUACAAAAAUUGAAUUUGAAAAUGUAAAAGAAUAAAAUGAUUUUUUAACAGAAUUUUAGAGAAGACAAUAAAUUUAGGAAUAACACUUUGUUCCUGAAAUAUUACAAUAAUUAAAUAAAUUAUACUUAUGA
Molecule: messenger RNA, 2054 nt
Organism: Paramecium pentaurelia
Lineage: Eukaryota; Ciliophora; Oligohymenophorea; Peniculida; Parameciidae
Source: the annotation of a GenBank genome assembly